Dendronephthya gigantea is the source of this 1651-nucleotide messenger RNA. Its product is annotated as UPF0547 protein C16orf87 homolog. The record is from RefSeq and is a predicted model, not a curated record. The transcript is spliced from 4 exons. NCBI's taxonomy places the organism in Eukaryota, Metazoa, Cnidaria, Anthozoa, Malacalcyonacea, Nephtheidae. The coding region runs from base 739 to 1197 and encodes 152 amino acids.
GAUUUACUGUACACUCGACGUAAAUCAAUAGGGGUAGUAUAUAGAUGAUAUUUAAGUGAUGAAGAAGUGAUUUCGAGACGACAAGUCGAGGGAAGGAGGGGAAUUACGGUUGGACAAGAACAACACAUGACAAAAGAGAGAUACGUUUGAGUUUGAGAUCAAUUUGAACCAGAAUGAAGGGUGUAUAGAUUAAAAUUUCUGGCGUGUUAAGGCAGAUAACAUGUAGUGAGCAGAUUCUUGAUCUUUAAUGGGUUAAGUAAUUCUCAUGCACUAAAUGAUAUGGAGAUAUAUACAAGAGGUAUACGUACACGUUAUGAUAGGAGAAGAAUACACAGGUAGGAGUUUAUCGAUUGCAUGAAAUGCAUAAAAAGAAAGUCCUGUGGAGUUGCUACGUAGAGAGUAGAAACCUCUGGUAAGGGAAAGCAAACCGAAUGUGGGGUAUAGCUGGUUUGGUAGAAGGUAACUCGCACUUGAAUAGGUUGGAAAUAUUUGUAAAAUUGUGACUUGAAGAAACAGAAACCAUGUCGAGAUUAGGGAACAGAAAAAACAAACGAGCAAUGUUACAUAACAGGAAAGAUGUACGCGGGAGGAAGUACAACUGGCAAGUCAUCGCUAAAAUUCGUUCAAUAACUGGGAGUACAUGAAAAUUACGAGCAAACUUCUUGUCCUGGUGAAUGGAGAGUUGGUGGAGUGACGAUAAAAGAUUGAAAUGAAUUUAAGUACAAGGAGUAGGCAGUAAUGAAGCCAUGUGGGAGUGAAAGCUAUAGUUGGCAGGCGAAUGAAAAGAAUAGGCCUGUCCCCGGCUCGAAGAAGGCUUGUGAAUGUGGUCACGUGUUCACAGAAACGAAGAUGAUAGGUCGCAAGCGAUAUUCUGGUUAUCGUGCAAUGCUGUGUUCAAGAAACGACCCAAGAAGGAAAACGUUGAAAAGGAAAAAUAUGCAACCAACCUUGAUGUUGCGAGAUAGCAAAAAGCGUCUAUCUGGAAGUCCAAAGACAAAACGAAAACCAUCGAUGACAGCUUUCGGCGAGGGAAGUGCGACGAAAGGGACGCAAAAAAUAAACCCAAGCGAUCGUUACAUUAUGAACUUUGAUUCUCCGGAACUUAUCGAGAAACUUCACGAUGCUCUGAGCGAUAUCAACAAGAAGCUAGCAAAACAAAGCCUACUGUGGAUGGUUUUGAAAUCGUCGAAAUGCUGAAUGAAAAAUGUGAAUACUUAUCCAAUAUACUUAUAUCUUUAGUAUAUUCCAAGUAGGUUGUACACGUAUAUGCCUUAAUGACUCAAAAAAAGCAAAUCUUAGUCCGAGAACAUGCAUUUCGGUCAAGCCACUGAUGAAGAAAGCAGAAAGGAAACAGUCGAUGAAAAGUCGUGCCAUGUUGUUGAAUUGAACCCAUCUUACAUGCGGGACUGAAGACCGGAAUGAGAUAGCGUAGCAGAAGUUAGUGCAAAGAGCAGGUUGAACAGGUCAAUAUAGAUGGGUGAUUGUAUUUGAAUAUAUUUAUUUUAAUAUAAAAAUGAUACAUAGCGAAUUGUAUAUAUAAUAGCUGUAAUUAAAUAUAUAGCGCGAGUGUAAAAAGCAAUAAGCGUGUGUAAGAAAACAGUAAUAUCAAUAAACAAGGAUGAAAUUGAUCGGGAAAAAAUGUGUAGAUGUC